Messenger RNA from Quercus lobata, 1206 nucleotides. RefSeq names its product vinorine synthase-like. The transcript is spliced from 2 exons. The coding region runs from base 1 to 1206 and encodes 401 amino acids. NCBI's taxonomy places the organism in Eukaryota, Viridiplantae, Streptophyta, Magnoliopsida, Fagales, Fagaceae. The record is from RefSeq and is a predicted model, not a curated record.
AUGGUGAUGAAUGUUGAGAUAAUCUCCAAGGAGAUAAUUAAGCCAUCAUCUUCAACACCCCAUCACCUUAGGAAGUUCAAGCUUUCCUUCUUAGACCAACUUGCACCUCUCUUUCAUUUUCCUAUCAUUUGGUUCUAUGAUUCUAAGAAAGUUGUGGAUGUUGAACCAUUUGAAAGAUCUUGUUUGCUAAAAGAGUCUCUAGCUGAAACCUUAACUCACUUCUAUCCAUUAGCUGGAACACCUAUUAAUGAAGAAUUCUCCAUCAACAGUAACGACAAGGGUCCCGAUAAUAGUUGCAAUGAUUUUGGAAAGGAAGUUCUCCUAGCUGUCCAAUAUAAUAUUUUUGAGUGUGGUGGAGUUGCAAUUGCUGUGUGUAUCUCACAUAAGCUUGCUGAUGUAAUAUCUGCAGUCAAUUUUGUUAAUGCAUGGGCUGGCACAUGUAGAGGAGAAAGUGAAGUUAUAAGUCCUAUUUUUGAUGCGCACAUCCAUUUUCCUCCAAGAGAUAUAACUGGGUUCAUGCCAAAUGAAGCCUAUAUUUCAAAAGAAACGAUUGUGACCAGAAGGUUUGUGUUCAACAAAUCGAGCAUAGCCGCACUAAGAAGAGAAGCCUCUGCUGCAUUUGGUCCAGAAGACAGGGUUGCAUCACGCGUUGAGGUCGUUUCAGCAUUCAUAUGGAUGCGUAUCAUGGUGAUGGCUCGGACAAGGACAACAAAACCUAAGCAAGUAACAGCAGUUCUUGCAGUGAACCUGCGAGAGAGAAUGGUUCCACAACUUCCAGUGCAUUCCUUUGGGAAUCUUGCGAGGGUUGCGAUUGCAGGUGAAACACCGGUUGAGAUGGAGAAGGAUUACCAAUUUUUAGUGAGGCAGCUUAGGAACACUAUCUUGGAAAUCAAUGCUGAGUACUUGAAGAAACUACAAGAUGGCCCUGUUGGAGAUUUGUAUUUUCUAGGGAAAAAAGACAAACAAUUCCAAAAUGGUGAGAUAGAGUCCUGUAACUUUAGUAGUUGGUGUAGGUUUUCUGUGUAUGAAGUUGAUUUUGGUAUGGGAAAGCCCACCUGGGUGUGUUGUCCAGGCUUUUGUUGUAAGAAUACGGUAGUCAUGAUGAGUACCAAAGAUGGUGAUGGAAUUGAGACAUGGGUGAGCAUGAAGGAAGAAGACAUGGUCAUGUUCGAAAAUGACCAGGAGCUGCUCUCAUAUGCUAGCUAG